AUCCACAGCUCACACUGAUUCUCCUAUUUCUUCUACUACAGUAAUGACUUUCUUCCCAAACAACAUUGCUUUCAUUUCAUAUCUCUUCCUUCUUAUAUUUUCGACUCUUCUUUAUCAUUCUUCAUCAGCUCUUCAUGGCAACAGAGAUUCAAAGCUGUUCCAGCUAAACGUCGUCCACCGGGACAGCCCGUACUCGCCACUCGCUACAGAGAGAAAACUGUCACUGGAACAAAUCCUGAAGAGCGACAAAGUUCGGGUCGACUCAUUAAUUUCAACGACUUACGUCCAUCAGGUCAAAAAUGGAUGAUGUAGGAGGCUCGUCUGAGGUGUCGACCAUUCCUGCCUACUCUGGAUCAUUACUUCGCACUGACAGUUAUGUCAUAACCGUCGGCAUCGGAACUCCGAAAAAAGAUUUCACCGUGAUGUUCGACACCGGUAGCGAUCUGUCAUGGAUUCUCUGCACAACGUGCAUAGAAUGUGAAGCACCCGAGAAACUAUUAUUCGACGCAAUAUAUAGAAUCAUCGACUUACAGCAGCAUCCGGUGCAACUCGGAUCACGAAGGAAGGGCAAUCUCAUUCGAGACACACUUACUUUAACACCUUCCGCCGUGUUACCGAACUUUGUGUUCGGCUGCAGCGAUGGCGACAUCGGGGGCGACUUGACCACUGGCUUGAUCGGCCUAGGCCGUGGAAAGGCCUCGCUGUUCUCACAAGCAUCAGAAAAAUUCGGCAAGAUCUUUUCCUACUGCCUUCCUUCGUCGCCAAACUCCAUGGGCUACCUGGCCAUCGGUCGCACGGGCUUGCCGCCGCAUGUAAUGUACACACCAAUGCUAACGACGCCAACCUGGCCAUCAUUAUACUUCGUCGGACUAGCUGCAAUCAAAGUCGCCGACAAGACGCUUCCUCUGCCACCGACUGUCUACUCGAGGACGGUCAUCGACUCCGGUACUGUAAUCACGAGACUCCCGCCGAUGGCCUACUCCACCCUCCGCUCAGAGUUUCGCAAGUACAUGACAGACUACACGCCGGUGCCGCCAAUGUUUGACCUGGACGCGUGCGACGACGUGAGUCGCCACGAGAAUCUGAAAGUGCCGACGGUCGAGCUGCUGUUCGAUGACGGCGCAAGCCUUACUUUGGACUUCGACGGGACGAUGAUCAUGAAGGACGAUUACAAGGCUUGUCUGGCUUUCGCAGUUAAUAAUGAUACUGGCAUAAACAUAAUCGGAAAUAACCAACAAAAGAAGUACACGGUGGUGUACGAUGUAGCCAAUGCAAAGAUUGGGGUUGGCGCCGGAGGUUGUGAUUAAUUAUUAAAUAAUUCAGCAUAUUAAUUAGGUGUUCCGAAUCUUAUCUAUUAAGAAGCUGGCUAGGCUAAUUAUGACGGUAAGAAAUAGAAUGCGAGGCCAAUUGUUUGAUCACAGGAUUAGUCAAGCAUGUGUGCUUGGCUUAGUUAAUUAUAUAUCAAAGCGAUGUGGCUUAAUUAGUUAAUUGUAUAUCGAAUUGAGUAGUGUGUGUGUGUGUGUGUGUGUGUGUGUGUGUAGAGAGAGAGAUUAAUUUUCUGCAUGACUUCUGAAAUUAAUUA
Messenger RNA from Ananas comosus (pineapple), 1582 nucleotides. Its product is annotated as aspartyl protease family protein At5g10770-like. Bases 300 to 1307 code for a protein of 335 amino acids. Gene Ontology annotation, biological process: proteolysis. The transcript is spliced from 3 exons. Gene Ontology annotation, molecular function: aspartic-type endopeptidase activity. The record is from RefSeq and is a predicted model, not a curated record. NCBI's taxonomy places the organism in Eukaryota, Viridiplantae, Streptophyta, Magnoliopsida, Poales, Bromeliaceae.